Branchiostoma floridae (Florida lancelet) is the source of this 3225-nucleotide messenger RNA. RefSeq names its product sodium- and chloride-dependent glycine transporter 1-like. Gene Ontology annotation, cellular component: membrane. Gene Ontology annotation, biological process: sodium ion transmembrane transport. The record is from RefSeq and is a predicted model, not a curated record. Gene Ontology annotation, molecular function: L-proline transmembrane transporter activity. Lineage: Eukaryota; Metazoa; Chordata; Leptocardii; Amphioxiformes; Branchiostomatidae. The transcript is spliced from 15 exons. Bases 184 to 2316 code for a protein of 710 amino acids.
GGCAAUAAGAGUAGGGAUUAAAGAAAUGCUGUCGGGCAAGAAUGUCAAUUAAGUUUGAUCGCUCGACUGAUGGAUUCAAAAUGGCGGUGUUCUGUCAACAUUUGACCUGUUAAUCGGAAGUAGACGCACGUGGCGUGACCACCCAGUAUACCCGAUAUACAAACUACCUUUUUACGUUAAAACAUGUUCAUGUGCACUGUGGCGUCGAUUGGCCAAGUGGUCAGUCGGCAGCGGAAAUCGAGAGGUCAUCGGUCCGAGUUCCUGGCUGGGUGGUUGUCUGACAAGUUUAUCCGCCCAUUCGUACAGUGUGUUUGUGUGAACAUGGCCUCCUAUACAUCGAUUUCGAAGAAAGAUCCGGGACUACUUAUGACUGAACUUGGAGACAACACUCACAGAGACAAGGAGAUUGAAGCUGAGCAACAACCGGGCGAUGAUGAAGCCCCCACCAGGGACCAAUGGGAUGCCAAGAUCGAGUUUCUCUUGUCCAUGAUUGGCUACUGUGUGGGACUGGGCAACGUAUGGAGGUUUCCGUACCUGUGCUAUCGCAACGGUGGUGGUGCCUUCCUGAUCCCUUACGUCAUCAUGCUGGUGUUUGCCGGGAUCCCCAUGUUCUUCAUCGAGCUGACCCUAGGACAGUACGCCGGGCUGGGCUCCCUGCCUGUGUGGAACUGCAUCCCCAUACUGAAAGGAAUUGGUUGGGCGAUGUGCAUCAUAUCGGCUUGGACCUGUAUCUACUACAACAUGAUCAUCGCCUGGGCCCUGUACUACCUGUUCGCUUCCUUCACCAGCGUGCUGCCGUGGCAUCACUGCGGACACUGGUGGAACUCCGAUGCCUGCGUGGAGAGCUGGGGCGUCGCCAACAAGACAGCGAACAGCACGAACUUCACACGAGUCAGCCCCAGCGAGGAGUACUGGCACGUACGUGUCCAGCAGAUCUCCAGUGACAUCGGCGAGACCGGUAAGAUGAACUGGGAGCUGUCGCUGUGUCUGCUGCUGGCCUGGAUUUUCGUCUUCCUCUGUCUCUUCAAAGGAGUGAAGUCCACGGGAAAGGUAGUGUACAUCACGGCCACCUUCCCGUACAUCAUCCUGGUCAUCCUGCUGGUGCGUGGCGCGACGCUUCCGGGGGCGCUGGACGGGAUCCUCUUCUACAUCACACCGGACUUAAACAAGCUGCGGGAGUCGCAGGUCUGGUAUGACGCGGCCUCGCAGAUCUUCUACUCCAUCGGCAUUGCUUUCGGAGGCGUCCUGACCAUGUCCAGCUACAACAAGUUCAACAACAACUGUCAGAGGGACGCCGUUUUCGUCCCCCUGAUGAACUGUGGUACCAGCGUGUUUGCAGGGUUUGCUGUUUUCUCCUUUCUCGGCUUCAUGGCACACGAGCUGAACGUGGAUGUUAAAGACGUGGUGGCUACUGGGCCUGGACUGGUGUUUAUAGCCUACCCGGAGGCCCUGACACUGCUGCCCGCCUCGCCGUUUUGGGCCAUCUGCCUGUUCUUCAUGCUCUUCAUGCUGGGCCUGGACAGUAUGUUCGUGACCCUGGAGACGAUCAUCACCGCGCUGGUUGAUGAGUUCCCGACGGCGUUAGCCCGCAGGAAGACCUGGCUGCUGCUGGGGUUCUGUGUCGCCAUGUACCUACUGGGGCUCACGCAAUGCACACAGGCUGGAAUCUACUGGGUCACCCUGAUGGACUGGUACGCUGCAGGGUUCUGUCUCAUCGUGACUGCUUUCUUCAUGGCCAUUGGAAUAUGCUGGAUCUAUGGAAUCAAGCGCUUUAGUUCCAACAUCAAAGACAUGAUCGGCCAUGAACCCAGCAUGUACUUCAAGGUUUGCUGGAUGUUCGUGUCUCCGGCGCUGAUGUUGUUUAUCUUUAUAUUCAGCCUGGUGACCUACUCCCCAGUAGAGUACAACGGCAAACCGUACCCGGGGUGGGGUGUCAGCCUAGGUCUGCUCAUGGCCUUCUCAUCCAUCAUCGCCAUACCGCUGUUCGCCAUCUUCGCCUUGUACAAGCAGGAGGGAAGCUUCCUCCAGAGGCUUCGAGCUGCAUGCCGACCAACUGCUUCGUGGGGUCCCUCAAAAUCCGCUCCACGACCGGAAGAGGAAGUGACGUACAGCUACAAGAGCGACAGCCCCUACCCCCUGUACGAUCCCAGAAGCCUCGAGUACGACAUGAAGCACAACAAUGGCGUCCCUGGGUUGGCCAAUGGCACCAAGUUUCCGCUGUAUGAUCCAAGGAGUUUGGAGGAGGAAAGAUCCUCUAAGGAAGCAAUCGCAAAUGGGGGUGAUGAUAUCAGCGAUAAUGUUUUCACAUCAGUGUGAAAAGUUUGUUUUUGUCCCUGUCCAUUUUUCACAAAAUCAGUCAAAGUGUGAAACGAAUGUGACUCAGUCACUUCGAAUAUCUUACGUCAGUUAUUGAUUGUAUUUUAUACUUGCUUAUCAUGAUGAUAAUUUACUAUCCCAGUGAGAUAAAUACGAAUGGAAGUUAUUUGCAGUUGUUUGCAAAGAAAACUAUAAAGUUUUAACGCAGGUGUAACCCGCUGGUGUGCUGUAUUUCUUUAACGCUACUACUUCUAUAUGGGGCCACUCUGGCUUGAUUCAUUUGAUUACAGUAUAUGGAUGACCUGCACGAGCGCAUCCAAUUUCGUAAAUCUUACAAGGAAGAUGCAACAUGCCGUACAUUGCAGUUGCAAUGAUUCCUGUCUUGUACUUAUUUGUCUUGAAUUCAACCUUCGCACUCUUAUGUUUUUCACAUGCCUGCAUCAAUAUUGCAGUGCCCGGUGAAUUUGAUCCGUACAAUUAAAUCAGAGUGGCAUAUGCUCGUGUAAUAUUACACUCUAAAUAAACUUGGGUAAGCUCUCUAAAUGCUUUGUCAAUUACUAGUGUUGAGGUAUGCUCCAGGUUUUAUACUGGUCAUGUGUAAUCGGUAUUUUUUAGCGAUAACUGGCAUAACGUACAACUGAUCACCAUUUAUUUUGUAACCUAGCUACCCUUACUGUAUCUUCAUGGAAAUAUUCAAGUCAUAAGCGUAAAGCGUUAAGGAUAAUGUAGCUCAUAAACAUUGAUUUCUCACAAUCUAUAUGGGUUGUCAUUUUUUUCUUCGUCUUAUAUUUCCUCACGCUGUUUUCCAUAUACCUCCUACAUGAUGUGUAACGAAUAUGGUGUAACUUCCAACUCAAUGAAUUAGGUUUGCUCGAGUCCUUAAAGCCACAAACUAUCUGCUAUAUCUGA